Messenger RNA from Etheostoma spectabile (orangethroat darter), 6747 nucleotides. RefSeq names its product low density lipoprotein receptor adapter protein 1. The coding region runs from base 20 to 1102 and encodes 360 amino acids. Lineage: Eukaryota; Metazoa; Chordata; Actinopteri; Perciformes; Percidae. The record is from RefSeq and is a predicted model, not a curated record. The transcript has 10 exons.
ACUUUAGAGACAGUGCGGUAUGUGCACGUGCUUACCCCAUUGCUCAGCCUCAGCUGGUUGCCAGUUUCUGAGUGGGGAGAGAAAACGAGAGCGAUACAGGGAGGGAACUUAUAUCAGUAGUCUCUAUCUUCGCUUUUUCCCUCUUUGGCGCAUCCUCCGUCGAGCCCGACCUGCUGUACGUAUUUACCUCCCUGUGGAAGACAGACUGGGGAAUCCACCUGGCGGAGAGCGGACACACCUCGGGAUGGAUGCCCUGAAAUCCGCCGGCAGAGCGAUUAUCAAGAGCCCCGGAGUUCCGCGGCACACAUGGGGAACUUCAAAGCACGAAAAACUGCCAGAGAAUUGGACAGACACCAAGGAGACUCUGCUGGAAGGGAUGGUGUUCAAUGUAAAGUACCUGGGUAUGACUCUGGUGGGCCAGCCCAAAGGAGAGGACAUGGCGUCAGCUGCCAUUCGCAGAAUUGUUGCCACGGCCAGAGCCAGUGCUAAGAAGUUUCGGAAAGUAACAUUGACGGUCUCACCAAAAGGCAUCAUCAUGACAGACACAGAGACUACAGACCUCAUAGAAAAUGUCUCCAUAUACAGAAUCUCGUACUGCACAGCAGAUAAAACUCAGGAUAAGGUCUUUGCAUAUGUCUCUCAGAGUCAGUUCAAUGAGACCCUGGAGUGCCAUGCAUUUCUCUGCCAAAAGAAGAAGAUCGCUCAGGCUGUGACUUUGACAGUAGCCCAGGCCUUUAAAGUAGCCCUCGAUCUUUGGGAGAUUGCUCAGGAAGACAAAAGCAAGAAGGCCAGGACCUGCUGUUCUUGUGCAGCAAGCAAAGGGCAGACGGCGACAACUGACACUCAGUGUGUUCCAGCAGAUCUCCCAGAGGCACACAAGCCCGUUGGGAUGGAGCCAAGUCCCCGGAGGCCCUUCUUCUCUGCAUCACUCAGCUCGCCCUCGCCUCGCAGUAACCCUACUCGACGGCGACCAAUCAAACAUGACUCUUGGGACGUGGAGGAUGGAAUCGAUGAUGCAUUCUCAAGCAACAUGGAAGUAGAGGAGAUGGACACCGACUGGCCUAGCCCUGCUCCGAACCCAUCUCUGACAAUGCAGCUCUGAGUGUCUGGGAGGUCUCCAUCUAGAAUCUGUUGUCUGCAACAAUGAAUUUGAAAAACAUACGCAGGGAAUAGCUUCACAACUUACAGAACCCCCGAAAUUUGAUGGAAAUCAUAUCCCUCAGGCCCCGAGAACAACAACAAAUACCAAAACACUACUUGAACGGAUAGAAACAUAUCAUGCUUCUCUGUGCACAAACUGAAUCAGAGAGACUCUGUUUGAUUUUCGAUGACUGCUGCAGAGAAGACGGAAUGGAUACCCUGCUAUUAUAAACUACGGUUUGUGUGAAUGCCUGCCAGUCAACACACUGCAUUCAGUCCUUCAGUCAUCUCCUGCCAUAUUCAAACUCUCACAAACUGCCAUCUGUCUGAGAUCUGUCAUCUCUUUCUGAAAGUUCUCUUAUCUUGUCAUUUGCUUGAAGUAGUAACAGCUGCCAGACUCAGCAGUCGCUGGAAAAAGUCCAUUGUUAGAGGUACAAAUCUUUAGUUAUGUUUGAUAAAUUAUGCGUUGAGCAUUUGGUUUGUUGUGCUGAUUCAACCAGUUCUUUGAAGAAUGAAACGGCAUGCAUGCACCCAUGUAUCAUCUUUUUUAUUGAUUGCAACAUAAAUUUGUCUGUAAAAAAAGCCACAAUCAACCUGGGAAAUUAAGGAAAUGUUUCUGAUAGAGGAAUACGUGUAACAUUUAUAGAGUGUGGUACACUGCAAUAUUUAUGGCCAACAAAUUAAAUCAAGUAAAAAUCAAACAUGUACUUCACUCCCAACACAAGACUGCUUACUUAUCCAGGAUUUAAACCUAAUCUCUUUGCCUCUCUUCAGCAGAUAGAUUUGCUCGGUUAUCAUGGAGAUUGUUUAGUUUGUUGUAUAUAACAAACUAAACAAUCAAUAUAUUGGGGGGAUGGCAUCCAGAUAUAAAAAAAUAUUGUCUUGUAAAGUCAAUUUAAUAUAUAGCCCAACAUCAAAAGUCACAAAAUUUGUCUCAAAGGACUUAACGAUCUGUUCAGUAUACAACACCAUCUGUACUUGAAUAAAAAAAAACUCCCCCAAGAAAAAUGGAAGAAAGAAAAAAAAAAGUGAAUAAAUUAUCAGAAGAUGGAAUUGAGUUACCCAUUUUUUAAUCCAUGUGUUACCAUGUGACCAAAACUGGCAUGGACUGUGCACUGCUCAGGACAGGAGAGCUCUACAGUGGGUGUUUGAAACCGCCCAUUGGAUUGAUACCCAUCGGCCAAGCAUCAGUGGUAUUGGUGAGGUGUUUAGAGCUCAAAUGAUGAGAUAAUGCCCACCCCAGCAACCGGUUGUACACCCUGCCGCUGUUGCACCACCAGACUAGAGAGCAGCUUCUUUCCUAAGGCUAUAAGACUCCUCAACUCCUCCUCCAUUCUUCCCCAUUAAUAAUAAAACGUUUUGUGCAGAAUAAAGUGACUACAACUUGGGCAACACUGUGUUGUAGAAUGACAAUAAAUGAACCUCACCAUGACAACUAAGCAAGUUCAUUUGCUGAGGAAGGCCAUGAGUUGUUGAGAAAAGCUUUGGAAGGUCGAGAAUGAACUCUCAUGCUCAAGCGUAGUGUGGCUCUAUAGUAUCAGACACUUAUGUCUCAUUGGGUUUAACCCUCAUGUUGUCCUCGGGUCAAUUUUGACCCAUUUUCAGUUUUCUAAAUCACAAAAAAUGGGCGUCUGAAAUAAGCUGAAAAUGUCAACGUUAGAAAUAUAAAAUAACUUUGGAAAAAAAAAUCAAAAAAAGCACCCACAACAUUGAAAAAGUGACCAAAAUGUCAGAAAAAGCUAUAUCUUUUUUUCAUGGUUGACGGGAAGACAACACAAGGGUUUAAAGCAAUGCCUUUAGUAAGCUACAGCUUAGGGACCACCAUCAAUGCUUUUGACAAACAAUUACAUUGUUUAGAAUUUGAAGGGGUUCUCCAGUGAUUUGGUAUUGCACUUUUUUUGUUUUAAUGUUGGGUGGCUAAAAUGAGACAGAUUACAAAAAGAAUGAUCAGAACUUAAGCAGCAAAGGCCAAGAUAUCCUCACCUGUUACUCCCUAUUAUGAGCCUAGCGCCAAAAACACUGCAUCCUACAUUACCCAUAAUGCAGUUACUGUCUUUUAUUACGACCCUUUUUGCCUGGUAACACCCAAAUUUUCCAAACUCCACGCUUCCAGUUUGUCAGGCCGGCUUUGAUUAAAAUACAAGAAAGACCAUAAUCCUGAUGACAUCACUAUAACCUCAUCUGGGUUGUUUUCACAGACUUUAGAGCCACACAUUAUACAACUGUUUUUGCAGUUACAAAUCCAAAUUCCAAUGGAAUUAGGAUGUUGUGUAAAAUGUAAAUAAAAACAGAAUACCAUGAUUUGCAAAUCCUUUUCAACCUAUGUUCAAUUGAAUACACUACAAGGACAAGACAUUUAAUGUUCAAACUGAUGGUUAAUCUUGUGUUGUUGUUUUGCACAUUUUUUAUUUUGAAAUUGAUGCCUGCAACACCUUCAAAAAAAGCUGGGACAGGGCAUGUUUACCACUGUGUUACAUCACCUUUUCUUUUAACGACACCCAAUAAGCAUUUGGGAACUGAGAACACUAAUUGUUAAAACUUUGUAGGUGGAAUUCGUACCCAUUCUUGCUUGAUGUACGACGACUUGCUCAACAGUCAGGGGUCUCCUUUGUUGUAUUUUGCGCUUCAUAAUGUGCCACACAUCUUCAAUGGGAGACAUGUCUGGACUGCAGCCAUGCUGUUGUAACACUUGAAGAAUGAAAUUAGCAGGGACGUCCCUGAAAAGACUUUGCUUGGAUGGCAGCAUAUGUUGCUUCAAAACCUGUUUGUACCUUUCAGCAUUAAUGGCGCCUUCACAGAUGUGCAAAUUACCCAUGCCAUGAGCGCUAACACACCCCCAUACCAUCACAGAAGCUGGCUUUUGAACUUUGCACUGAUAACAAUCUGGACUGUCCUUUUCCUCUGUGGCCCGGAGGUCGUGAUGUCCAUGAUUUCCAACAACAACUUAAAUGUGGACUUGUCAGACCACAGCAUACUUUAACACGUUGAUGAUAUUAUGGAUUGUAGAUAAUGAAAUCCCUAAAUUUCUUGCAAUUGUAUGUUGAAAAACGUUCUUAAACUGUUGGACUCUUUGCUUAAGCAGUUGUUCACAAAGUGGUGAACCUUGCCCCAUCCUUGCCUGUGAACGACUGAGCCUUUUGGGGAUGCUCCUUUUAUACGGUACCAAUCAUGAACAAUUAACCCAUUCACCUGUGGAAUGUUCCAAACCAGUGUUCUUUGAACAUUCCUCAAAUUUCCCGGUCUUUUGUUACGCUUUAUUGGAAUGUGUCGCAGGCAUCAAGUUCUGUAAAAGGGUGCAUGCUCUUCCAGUUGAGCUACCCAGGAACCCCAAAAAUUAAUUAACAUUUGCAAAAAAAAAUAAAGUUUUGAAUAUUUAAUACCUUGUCUUUGUAGUGUAUUCAAUUGAAUAUAGGUUGGAAAAGAUUUGCAAAUCAUUGUAUUCUGUUUUUAUUUACGUUUUACACAGCGUCACAACUUCAUUUGGAAUUGGGGUUUGUAGUACUAAUCAUAACAAACAAACUGAAAUUGAUUUGUAAAAUUGAUGGUUGCCCCUUUAAGGUAAAUGCAUCUUAAUCUGGUUUUCUAAUCUUGAAUCCAUCAAAAAACACACUCAAGGGCGACCUUACUAUUGAAAAAAAUGUAAAAUUAAUAAUUUAUUGAUAACCCUUGUGCUUGCUUGCGUUAUGUUAACAGUGUCUAUACACAACACGAUCUGUAUGACUUAACACAACAGUAAACCAGUUAGUCAUUCCUGUAACAAUCAAUUUUAGUGCCGUUUUAUAUCAAUAUGGCUUAUGUAACCAAAAUAUAAUGUCUGUUUUACAUUCUGCUGUCUCCUCAACCCGUUAGCGGCCCCUGUAAAUAAAAGUAAUGAUAUUGUUAAAGAAAAGCAAUGUUGUAAGGUUACGAGGACAAGUGUUUGGCAAGACCAAACUUUUAGAGUAAAGAAACCUAUUUCCAUAUGCUGUAUUUUUUCAAUGUCAAAGCUGUGUAUUUAUGUAUGCAUAUUGUAUCAUUAUCAAAGAAGUAGGAUGAAUAGAAUUGGAGCUUCACACAGCUUGUUUUUAAGAAACAGUUAUCACUCUUGUUAAUAUGUGAAUGUGUAUAUGGUUGUAUGUUUUGCACUAGGUUAGACAAUUUGUACAAAUGUAAUUGUAUGUGUUUUUUAUUACUUCAGGAAUUGCUUUAUUUUUUAAAAAGUUACCCGCACACACAGUUCACAUUUUCCACUCUUAACUUCAAUCCGUCUCAAAAAAACAUUUCCCAAAUCUUAUUAUCGACUAAUAUUGCUCUCCUUAGACUCAGCAAAUUAUUUUCAUCCAUCCGCUCAGCUGACAUUCACUGUCAAGAGGAUAUUAUAAUUUGCCCCCAGAAGUGGUCCUUCUCUCUGUAUUCAUGGCAUCAUGACUGAGGGGAACUCAGUGUCGUUGUCAUGACACCCGCUGCAAAAUAAUUGGAUGGCUUAUCAGGUUAUGCUGCCGUGAAGCUUAAUUGCGUUGUUUUGUUCCUGACAGGCUAAAAUACUGACUCCAUUGCAUCAUUGAAACAAAGCUCUUUACUGUUUGGGUAUCAUAAAUAGCCUCCAGCAUGUCUACAGAGGAUCAUUAGUAUCCACCGUUGAGCAGAGUGCACUGUCAAAAUGCAACAUAGUCAUUUUGCCUUAUCUUUCUGUUGAACAUUUUUCCAUACUACUACAUUUCACCUUUUCAGCCCCGUCAUUGAUUUGACUGAUUGAUUCGUGUGUGGAGGCUUCAGUAUCUGCUGAUUGAGAGAUGGGCUGCUGUCCAGGAGCUCUCAGACUCGAUAAUGGUUUUCGAUAAUAACAACCUUCAAACACUUUUCAAGCACAGCUACUAAUAAGGAUAAAAGCUGGAGUUACUUUUGCACAGCUUCACCACGAGCUUCAUUAUUUUCCAAUGCAGAGACAAAUGAAGGGCACUGUUAGAUAUAAGUAAGACAUAGUUUUUCACCCCAAAUUUGCCCUUUUUAAUUGAUUUUCAAGCAAAAAAAAGCAGUGUAAUAUAUUUUUCAGCCACGUCCCUCUGUGUUAUUAUUUAUAUUUGAUCAAUCCCUGUAUUCAUUGUAUUGUGGCACAAAUUGAUCUGCUUGACUGAGAGUUUUGUUUCAUGUAGUAAGUAUUGUCUACACAGUACACUUAUUCCCUGCAAAUCUUGAAUGAAUGCUGUUUUUUUGGCACAGCAGAGAAUUGUCCAUGCGGGCGUGUGGGACAGACCUGCACUUGGACGUGUAAUAUGCCAAUUUGAGUCCGGAGUGCACUGAAUACAAAUCACGCUGCGGCGGUUUAAGGCCAGGAAAACAUCUGAUGCUUUCAGAAUUUUCAGAUACGCUAUACACUACUUUCCCAAAUUAACCACUGAUGUUUACAGUAUCGGUUUACUUUUCAAAGAAGGUGCUUAUUUUCUAUCUAUGCAAUCAGUAGGUUUCCAACAGUGUCGUGAUAUUAUAAUAAUAGCAAUUGUGUGUAUGAACCACAAGCAGUUGUCCUGAACUGUGUAAAAUGUGUGUAGAAUUUGGAAACUAAUAUGGUUUGUUACAUAUUUAUGCAUACAAAAUAUUAAUAAUAAACAAUAAGACUUUGUACAAAUA